AUGAAUGAUAGUCCUGUCGACCCUCUGGCGGAAUUGCCACCAUAUCUCCGCGACAUACUGAAUCAGCUACCGGAAGACCACUCUAUUGCCCUCAGCGAAACUGCGGGCCCCUUGAUAUCGGAUAUCAAGAAGCUGACGGAUCGGAGGAAAAGAUAUGCGUACUUGCUUCUCUCCCGUCACCGUUUGACUCGCCUUCUGGCCGAAUGUCCCGGUCCCUGUCCAGAUCUCAUCCUCCGCCGUGCUGAAGUUUACGAGGCCCUCGGGUACAGUGAACUAGCACUGGCGGAUGCAUAUGUCUCGUACACCCUUUGUCUCGUGGCUUUAGAUGACCCCGAUAUCUCAGACCUUGAGCCCGUUGAUCUGGAAGGAAAUCCUUGGCCGCCUUCCGAUGACGGCCAGAGCGAGAAUGACCCGAACCCUGUGGCACUGAAGCAAAAGUACCGCUCACUUGUGCUAAUGUGUCGCUCUGCCAUUAUCCUGGGUGUACAGACCCAAGCGAAGCUGUGGAUCGACGAGGUCUUGGCGGUGAAGAGGAUCAUCCGGCGCCUGAACGGAGAGGAGCCUCGAGAGCCGGUCCGGGAUAUUGAGGAGGUUGUGGGAGAUUUUUCCGAGUAUUCCACCAUCUAUGAGGACGAAUCCAAAUUCCACAAAUGUGUCAAACUCCUUCGACGCGAUGUCAAGCCCACUCUGUUUGGGUGGUGUCAACGCCAAAUAUACCCUUGGAAUGAGUAUGAGCCCGACAGAAUGUCCAGAGAAGCGCUGAUCGAGAUCAACGAGAAGCUCCACGUGGUCGCCCCGGAUCUGGAAGUAGAAAUAUCCACGUUGCCUACUCUUACACCUUCGAAGGAUGAGGGUAUGCAGAGACUUUCUGUUGGUGAGCUGAGAACCUCUGUGUCUUCUACAGCCAAUUGCUCUUCGCAACUGGGGCUGUUUGCCAAAAAGCAGCUUGCGCCGGGAGCUACCAUUUUGAGAGAGCGAUCGGUCCUAACAGCCAUACGCCCACAUGGCGAAGCCCUCUGUGAUGCUUGUGCGGCUGACUUGGAAGAUAUCGACCGAGGGGAUCGGAGAUACUGUGUAGGAUGCAAUAUACCAUUCUGCUCGGAAGAAUGUCAGAGAGCUGCCAAUGAGCGUUACCACCACCCGAACGAGGAAGACUACGAGACCGAUGAGGGCUAUCCUCCCGCUGAAGCCCCUUUUUGCCCUGGAUCUAGUGGCAAUGACGACCUGCACACACUUGGUCGAGCUGAAAGUUCGACUACCCCCGAGUGGGAUUUGUACUUCUUGCUCUUGUCACGAACCCUGCAACUGGCCGAGACCCAGAAAUUGCAUCCGUUAGAUCUCUUCGAGACAAAGUAUUUGUGGGGGGAUUUCUCCCCGACCCCCGAAGUCAUUGAUCUCCCACUCAAGAGUGGUCCGAAAUCACUACCAUACAGCGUACGCCAUCAUGUUGAGUUGCCUCUCCAAUGGUUUGAAGUUCUCAUGCACUCACGAGAGAGAUGCAGGCCAUACAGUGCCACGUGGCUGAAAAAAUACGACUGGUGGAUCAUUCAGACGCUCUUUUCCAAGUUUCGAGGAGUAGCAGAUGCACAACAAUCGACGUGGACGGGUAAGCCUGAGGUCGCAGCCGUUCAUCCGCUCUGGUGUCUGGCGAAUCAUAGCUGCAACCCAAAUGUGACUUGGAAGCCCUCGGGAAUGUGCAAGAAACCGACUAUCGAGAGCGGCGAGCCCGCUUGCAAGCGGUCCUCGGAGGGGAUUGCCGGUGUGAGAGAUGCACAUAUGAAGCGAAACAACACUGAGCCCUGGCAUGGCGCCACGGAGCCGGUGACCAGCGAAGAGCAGCUCGACAGCAGCCAGGAACUUUCAGCAUUCCGGAGACGGCCAAUGUGCUUUUCGACACCACCAAAUGCUUCUCUGUAUUUGCGGCUGCAUAUAAUAUUGGACAGAGGCAUGUUAGCAACUGAAAUGCUCCCCAAUCUGCCAAAUAUCAGUAGGUACGACCGGUUUCAAGAAGCCCUACUUGCGGCAGGUGAUCCUGAACCCUCGUUGGGCUGGUCACUGCUUGACAAACGGAGGAAUCUGGAUCGCUCGGGGCUUGAUUACGGCGACCAUCCACAGCAGAAAUAUCAUUAUCGACCACGCAUGCCGCUUGCGUCACGCAUCAGGUCUUUUGCAACAGCUUUGAGGCCAGACAAGACAACACUUCCACGCCUUGGACAGUAUUCAAAGGCUUUCUUCCUGGACCACUGGCUCGACGUUGUUUGUGUCCUUGCCAUCGCGGGCAUUACGGGAGCGAUUUGGAUCAUUCCUGCCCGUCCGCAUCAUCUAUUUCCACUCCUUACCCCUGACGGUGCCACUUAUAAUCCCUUGAUCGGCUAUCCGUAUGUGACGCCUAUAUUCUCCUCACUUCUCACAGGUCUUCUCUGCGGCCUCGUGCCUCUUGCAGUGAUUUUGCUUUCUCAAACCUUCGUCCGGUCCUUCACAGACCUCUCCUCUGCUACUCUGGGCCUCCUAUAUUCACUGGUGACGGGGACAUGUCUCCAAGUCAUUCUGAAGAAAUUCGUUGGGGGACUCCGACCACAUUUCCUAAGUGUCUGCAUUCCGGUAGUGCCAGACAGGCUGAUCGGAUCUGGAUACAACGGGAUGAUGUACCGUGCAGGAGAUGUCUGCACAGGCAACCCCAAAGACAUUGACAACGCGCUACAGUCAUUUCCGUCAGGACACAGUGAAAUUGCGUUUGCAGGGAUGGGGUAUCUCUCGAUCUAUCUUUUUGCCCAUCUUCACAUCGGCGACGCCUCUAAGCCUGAAAAAAGGGGGUUUUGGCGCAUGAUUUUGGUGCUCACGCCUAUCCUGUUUGCGACUUACAUCUCGAGCACGCUCGUCUUAGGAUACCACCACUUUGCGCACGAUUGCUUGUUCGGUGCGGCGAUUGGCUGUUUGACCGCGGUGUUGGGGUACAGGAUUGCUUUUAGAGGGUUGCUCGAUGCGAGGAUGAACUGGAGACCCAGGGUGGGGAGAAGAUUGAGGAGGGUAGUGGACGCGGAGUUAGACAAGGGACACCAUGUGGGAUUGGAGAGGGAGUCUUGGACUGAUGGCACAGCGGCCGACGUCGUUUCGAGGAGGUCGACUCGUCAUGGGCGAGGCACGCGAGGCGAGAGCCACACAGGGAAUGAGCCAGAGAUGGAUGCUCGCAACUGA
Fonsecaea pedrosoi CBS 271.37 is the source of this 3195-nucleotide messenger RNA. RefSeq lists its product as uncharacterized. Bases 1 to 3195 code for a protein of 1064 amino acids. Gene Ontology annotation, molecular function: phosphatidate phosphatase activity. Gene Ontology annotation, biological process: phospholipid metabolic process. The transcript is spliced from 4 exons. NCBI's taxonomy places the organism in Eukaryota, Fungi, Ascomycota, Eurotiomycetes, Chaetothyriales, Herpotrichiellaceae. The record is from RefSeq and is a predicted model, not a curated record.